GACUAAUGUUGUUUAGUGUUUACUGUUUACGUUUCAUGUUCCGUUCCGAAGACUUCCGAUUCAUUCCAGUGACUGCGGCAUUUGAUGGAGCGGAACUGCUGCAUUUGACUUUCAUAUUUUGUUAUUAAAAAGAGCGUUCGAAGUUAAUAACUAUUUAUUCGUCACUAGUUGUAACAUACGUAUUCAUUUGUUUUAAUAUUCUGAAGACAAAACACUCUAAGGUGCUAUUCCCGUACGUGUUAUUACACUUGUUAAUCUUCGCGUCCACUUUACUAAUCGGUUCAACUUGCAAACAUGAGAGAACCAGAACAUCUCCGUAAAUUGUUUGUUGGUGGUUUAGACUACAAAACUACUGAUGAAAAUCUCAAAAAAUAUUUUGAACAAUGGGGUGAAAUUAUGGAUGUUGUUGUAAUGAAAGAUCCACAAACUAAAAGAUCAAGAGGUUUUGGUUUUAUUACUUAUGCUGCUGCUCAUAUGGUUGAUGAUGCACAAGGUGCACGUCCCCAUAAAAUUGAUGGCCGUACUGUAGAACCCAAAAGAGCUGUUCCUAAAACUGACAUUGGAAAACCUGAAGCAGGGGCUACAGUUAAAAAAUUAUUUGUUGGCUUAUUGAAUGACAGCAUUACUGAAGAAGACUUAAAAGAAUAUUUUUCUCCCUAUGGUAAUGUUACAUCAGCUGCUUUAGUUGUACACAAAGAAACCGGGAAAAAACGUGGUUUCGGUUUUGUUGAAUUUGAUGAUUAUGAUCCAGUUGAUAAAAUAUGUUUAAAAGGAUCUCAUAUAAUUAAAGGAAAAAAAAUUGAUGUUAAAAAAGCUUUGAGUAAGGAAGAAAUGGCUAGAGUAAAUGCUAGAAAUAACAGUAACUCUACAGAUAAUUGGGGAAGUGAUAAUCGAAGUGCAUGGGAACCAACAAUGAGAAAUUUUGGAAUGGUUGGAAGAGGUGGAGGAUGGAGAAGUGGUAAUGAUCCUGAUCCAUGGGAAUCUGGUCCUAGUUCUCGAGGAAAUAAUUGGGGAGGCCCAUCAACUAGUGCUUGGGAUAAUAAUUUUGGUGAUAAUUAUCAACAAAGUUUUGGUGCUGGUCCUAUUAGAGGAAAUAGUGGUCCUUUGAGAGGAGGUGGAGCUGCUAGACCAGGACCUUAUAACAGUGGUUUUGAUAGUGGAUACAAUGACUUUAGGAGCGGAUUUAGUGGCAGCAAUUUUGCCAGUGGUGAAGGAAGUAACUUUGGUGGUGGAAGAGGAAGGGGUGGUGUUCGUGGAAGAGCUGGUGGUCCUGUAAGAGGUAUAUCUGGACGAGGUCCUGGAAAUUCAAGUCGUGGUAGCAGAGCACCAUUUGGUAGAGGUGGAAGAGGGAGAUACUAAUUAUUUAAGGUUAAAAAAAGUAUGAGCUGACCCAAAAUGUUACCUAAGGGGUUUGGGUCAGGAGAAUUCCAACCCGCAGAAAUUUAAACUUAUGCAGGUCAUCAGGAAUCUUUUUAAACUUCUUAUUCCUCAGUUUAUAUUGACAAAAAAUGAAGGAAUUUUUAGGCUUAAAGAUUUGUGUGUAAUUUUUUUUCUAUCUAAUUUGUGUCUUGAUUACAACAUUAUAAUGCGAGUGAUAAUUAUUCUUAUAAAAUAGUAAAAAAUAAAAAUCAGUAUUAUUCAGAACUGUAAGCAAAGUUUCCAAAUUAAAGAGCAUGUACUAAGUUAGGUUUGAAUAAACAGAUAGGUUUAGAUAAUUUCCACAGAUUGCAUUAGAAUAGAGAUAGUAUUAAUAAUUAUUUAUGUAUAUAUAUAUAUGUGAGUAUAUAUGAUUACUUAAU
Messenger RNA from Sipha flava (yellow sugarcane aphid), 1799 nucleotides. RefSeq names its product heterogeneous nuclear ribonucleoprotein A1, A2/B1 homolog. Gene Ontology annotation, molecular function: RNA binding. The record is from RefSeq and is a predicted model, not a curated record. The transcript has 7 exons. NCBI's taxonomy places the organism in Eukaryota, Metazoa, Arthropoda, Insecta, Hemiptera, Aphididae. The coding region runs from base 295 to 1359 and encodes 354 amino acids.